Phyllostomus hastatus (greater spear-nosed bat) is the source of this 2640-nucleotide messenger RNA. It is a transcript of the gene MROH9, whose product is annotated as maestro heat like repeat family member 9. The coding region runs from base 1 to 2640 and encodes 879 amino acids. The record is from RefSeq and is a predicted model, not a curated record. Lineage: Eukaryota; Metazoa; Chordata; Mammalia; Chiroptera; Phyllostomidae. Gene Ontology annotation, cellular component: cytoplasm. The transcript is spliced from 20 exons.
AUGAAAAUGAACAGACGACACGGAGAGGGAGCUGAGUCAGAAGAACCGUGCGACGCGGAGGUCAAGGCGGGCCUGCGGGACCAGGACAGGAGCGCGCAGGGGAGGCCGCCGCCUCACCGGCGCUGCCGGCUGCGUUCCCAGGCCGAGCGCGUGCUCGUGGCCUGUGCGCUGCUGCGAGAGCACAAGGCUGACAGCCUAUGGGAUGCAUACACAAGCAUCAUAAAUGAUCAAGCCCUAAUCCUGUCCAUAAACUCCAGCUUUGUGGAUCCUUUACUACAAUUUGAAACUCAGCUGAAGAUCAUAGAGUCAUCCUUUAAAAGUGUAUUUACCAUCCCCUGUCUGGAGGAAGUGAAAGAAAUGGGGAACGGCAGCGAUGACGAGGACCUGCAGGAAUUAUACCAAAGUAUUUUAAACGUAUAUGAAGACACUCUUCUAAUCUUAGUGUCUAAAGACUUCUACAAACUGCAAAUCUUAAAGGAGAUGAUCGUGUGGAUGAGCAGAGACAGGCUGGGCCAGCAGGGGAGAAUCCUGGUGAUCAUCAGCAGGGUGCUCAUCUUCGCAGCCAAGAAAGUCAAGGAAAGUGCAAGCGUGGACGCUCCCUGUCUGGGGGUCCUGGCGGCAGAACUGUGUCUCUUGUGCUCGCACGCCAGCCGGUCCAUCACACAGCCCGCGUCCAUGGGAAUGUACCACCUCCUCUGCAUCGCCAAGCGUCAGAAUGAAUUCCUGCUCGACGUCUUGAAAGAAGACAAAACUGAAGUUGCUCGGAGUAUAGGACACAUGUUGCUGCCGUCCUUGCUGACUGACUUCGUGUGGAGUCUCCUGAUGAGACUGGCUAUGCCUGACCGCGGGAUGACGAAGGAGGCGGCCAACAUGCUGAGACUGACCCUGGAACACCACGCCCACAAGGUCACCAUGGUGUCUAAGAUCGUGGAACUUAUUUAUGUACAACUGAGUAAGAACUCUAACCACGUUAUGAAGCACGCCAUGUUGCGGGUCAUCACCUUGUUGACGCGUACUUCCCCGAAAAAAGUCAUCUUUCAGCUGAUGGACUACCCAGUCCCCGCAGACAACACUUUGGCCCUGAUGUGGCAGGCGGCCGGCUCCGAGGCCAGCGUGGCCCUCCCUGUGCUGACGACCAUCUUGCUGAUACUGCGAGGAAAGCCCGGGGAAAUGCAGGAGAGCCUGGCAGACAGAAGACGUUUCUCUCUCGACACCACAAACAUGAUGCCCAUGGCGGCAUCCCAGGCCCUGUGCACACUGCUGCCUGUCCCUUCCUACAAGAAGGCGGUGGCCCAGUUCUUCCCUCAACUCUUGAUGGCCCUCCUGUUCCAGGUCUUCUACACCUGCAACAUGACGCUGGUGAUAGAGAACAAACUUUUCUUUGCCCGGGACGCCCUGAGAGUUCUGCUGCACUGCUCCGGGCUGCAAGAGGUGGACACUGAUCUGAACAGAAAGAAUUUCUGGGACCAGAUCUCCCAAGUGCUGUUUCACCACCACGGGGUCUACCUCAUUGCCACAACCCUUGGUGAACAUAACUUUCCACAGUUUCCAGAGACCCUGCACUAUCUCUACAAGCUCUCAGUGGAAGGUCCUAGAAGGUCAGAGGACAGUGUGAUCACAGUCAUCUUCCUCACUGAACUUCUGAAUAAAUUCUUCAAGGACCCAUUCCCAGAAGAGUUUCUGGUUCUCUUCAGAAAAUGGAUCAACGACUCCAACCCCGCAGUGAGCAAACUGAGCCUGCAGAAGAUCGCCAGCAUGGCACCAGUCAUCAACCAGGUGCGAAAUGUCUGCAGCCUACUGUUAUCCAUCCUGGACGCCUUCCUUUCCAAAGACCAGACUGUUAUCAUCCGGGCCCUGCUCACCCUUCGGAGACUCUUAAACAAACUGGACAAGGUGACCUACUCCUCUCUGUGCACCCAAAUUGCUUCCAGCUACUGUCCGCUGAUGGACCAUAGCAACGGAGGUAUUCGGAGCAUGGCCAUCCGACACUUUGGCGAACUGGUCAGGGACAUGAGUCAGUACAGGUGGACGUUGAACAACGCGGUGUUCAGGGCCUUGGUGCCUCUGAUCCUGUUUCUGGAGGAUACAGAGACACGAGUCAUUACAGCAUGUAAACACACAUUGGCAAUCUGCGUCUCAGAGUUGCGCUGGUCAACAUCGAAUCUGCUCCUGGACCGGUGCUACAGUUUUGAGCUGGUUGUGCUCAGCAUCUGCAACAAUCUUUUUAUUUCUCACGGGAGAUACAUUGUGGAGCUGCUCUCUGACGCCUUGGGGUUCCUGAGGAACUCCCAAGUGUACCUGAGGAGAGCGUCAGUUAUUCUCAUAGGGUACCUGACAACAUUGGGUGGCCAUUUACUGCUCAGAGAUGACAUUGAGGUCAUACUUGAGGGUAUCGACCGGGUGCUGGACGACGAAGACCCAGAGAUCAAGGCCUUGGCGAGCAAAACCCACAAACUUCUCAAGAACGUGGCCAAUAAACUGACCUCCUCGGUUAUUAAACAAACCUCCCGAAGACUGUUUAACUUUAUCUACAUCAAGAAAUUCAAGCCUCUGUAUAAUUAUAUCUCGCCCAAUGAUGUGACAGAAAAGCCCUGUGGAGAUGAAAGAAACCAGGAGCGGGAAGAGAGGCCUUGUGCAUGA